Naumovozyma castellii is the source of this 405-nucleotide messenger RNA. RefSeq names its product chromatin DNA-binding EKC/KEOPS complex subunit GON7 (gene GON7). The transcript has a single exon. Bases 1 to 405 code for a protein of 134 amino acids. The record is from RefSeq and is a predicted model, not a curated record. Lineage: Eukaryota; Fungi; Ascomycota; Saccharomycetes; Saccharomycetales; Saccharomycetaceae.
AUGACCACACCUUCCGCCAUCUACAAGCAUGGAGACGAACUAGAGAAACACUUCCAAGUGGACAUUAAUAAUGCCAGAUAUAAGACUACAAAUGGUAGCACAACCGGUCCCAGUGAACACGUCUUGAAUGCAGGUCAAAUAGAUAGAGACAGACCAUCCGAUCCGAAACUACUGGAUAAUACAGAGUCAUCUUCUCCUUCUUACACUCCAUUAAGUCUGCUCAGAAUGCAAUUGACGGGAUUACAGGAUGAUAUUAAUAUCUUCUUGACUGAGAGGAUGGAAGUGGCCAAGAUGAAAAAAAGUAAAUUGGCCAGUGAUGCGGAAGAGAAACGAAUCGAGGAAGAGAUCAAAGUAUUAUUAGACGGUGGUGACGAUGACAAUAGUGAAACGGAGAACGAACAAUAA